This is a messenger RNA of Cylindrotheca closterium, 1413 nucleotides long. The record is from the annotation of a GenBank genome assembly. NCBI's taxonomy places the organism in Eukaryota, Bacillariophyta, Bacillariophyceae, Bacillariales, Bacillariaceae.
AUGAUGAAACUUGCCGUGGCACUGCUGAUUCUAUAUGGCUUCUCAAUCGACACCGAUGCAUCAUCCAUUCCACGCGGGAGUUUCAACGUAGACAGUGAGGUGCUGUUGGAGCUCCCGUUGACUCCUUCCGAACUCUCAGACAGGAAGGAAGAAAUCCCAGAAUCCAAAAGUGACAUGAGAUUGGUCGGAAUUGAAUACAGAUUUACGCGAGAGCCGACAAAGCUACCAACAUCAAAAGAACCAUCGGAUGUUCCGAGCCUGAUUCCAUCAGAAAUACCGUCAGAAUCGCCAUCAGAGAUUCCAUCUGAUUUUCCUUCUGUGUCACCAUCAACUCUUCCCCCUUCGUCGCCAUCUCCGACGCCUCACCCAACUCGACCACCAAUACGGCCAUUUACUCGUCCCCCAACACCCGAACCUACUAACACGCCCACUCGGCCUCCCAGUCGUGAACCAACUAGGAAGCCAACACCACAACCUACUUCCGAACCAACCCGAAAGCCAUCAACUACUCCCCCACCAACUCGACGACCAACGCGAGAACCGACAAGUCGUCCAACACGACGACCGACACGACGACCGACACCUCAACCAAUUCAGGCCCAAAGGGUAGAAAACGAUCUUGUUACAAGGUUUGCUGUUAUCGGAGAUAUUCCGUACACCCGUGAUCACGAGAGUAGACUGAAGCGUCAUGUUGAUAGAUUGGCUUCUAAUUUGGAAUUCUUGAUUCAUGUGGGAGAUAUUCGCAAUGCGCGCAGUGGCAGCAAAUGUACUUUGAAGGAGUAUCAAAACGUCGCUAGCAUCCUUUCAAAGUCUCCCAUCCCUGUUUUUAUUGUUCCAGGAGACAAUGAGUACCAGGAUUGUCCGAACUUUUCCGAGAGCUGGAGGAAUUGGAAAAGAGUCUUUGCUGGAUUUCAUAGGAAAUGGAACACCCCGUUCCGAGUCUUCCAGGAUUCUCAGCGCCCUGAAAACUUUUACUUUGUUCACAAGCGAGUGCUCUAUAUUGGGCUAAAUAUCGUCGGAGGCACAGUCCACAGUGCGUCUGAAUGGAGAUCUAGGCUGAGUUAUCAAUGGCGUUGGACGAGGGGACUACUGAACACUUAUCUGCCUUCGAAAGAAGCUUCAAGCGUUGUCAUCAUCGGCCAUGCGGAUCCAAGAAGUGAACACAACGCAUUUUUUGACCCCUUGAAGAACUAUAUCAAUGAUGAGGCAGGCAAUAAGGUACCGUUUCUAUAUUUCAAUGGCGACCGCCAUCGCUUCCAGCGUAACAAAAACUACAGGAACAGAAGCAAUUUCCAUAGGAUUAUGGUCGAAGGUGGAAGAAAAGAGAAUCCGCUCCGAAUGAAGAUCUCUGUACCGAGUUCUCGGGAUCAUGGAAAACUCAGCAUAUCAGAUAUCUACAGCUACAACAGGUAA